Phalaenopsis equestris is the source of this 663-nucleotide messenger RNA. RefSeq names its product E3 ubiquitin-protein ligase CHIP-like. Gene Ontology annotation, molecular function: protein-folding chaperone binding; ubiquitin protein ligase activity. Bases 16 to 552 code for a protein of 178 amino acids. The record is from RefSeq and is a predicted model, not a curated record. Lineage: Eukaryota; Viridiplantae; Streptophyta; Magnoliopsida; Asparagales; Orchidaceae. Gene Ontology annotation, biological process: positive regulation of proteolysis; cellular response to misfolded protein; proteasome-mediated ubiquitin-dependent protein catabolic process. The transcript is spliced from 4 exons. Gene Ontology annotation, cellular component: cytoplasm.
UUGAUCUUGAGCGGCAUGCAAACUCUGGCGGGGACAUGGUCCAUGAUAUCUGGGAAGCUCUUGCCAGAGCCAAAUACAUGGAGUGGGAACUUUCAUCCAGCGAACGAGCAUGGCGGUUGCAAAAACUCAAGUAGUAUCUUUAGUUCUGCUGAGGUUGAAUGUGAAAAAGCUCUUAUGCUUCAUCAGUUUCUUCAAGAUCCUCAGCCGGAAGACUGCUUUCAGGCAUCACCAGAUGAUAAAGUUGACCAAUUUGAACUUUUGAAUGAAGUUUUCAGCAAAGCAUUGGAGGAUGACACACCUAGAGAAGUACCUGACUAUUUAUGUUGCAAUAUCACACUUGAUAUCUUCCAGGAUCCCGUCAUCACUCCAAGUGGUGUUACUUAUGAAAAAGCUGUACUUCUCGAACAUCUUGAAAAGGUGGGUAAAUUUGAUCCAAUUACAAGAGAACCUCUUGAUAAGGACAAGUUGAUUCCAAACCUCGCCAUCAAGGGAGCUGCUCGAGCAUUCCUGAAGAAGCAUGGUUGGGCAUACAAGACAAGCCAAGGGUCGUAGUUUAUUGCCAUGGAAUGCAGUUGAUGUACUUCAAGCUAUCACAGGUAUUAGUCUUGGUAGAAUUCUCUUUUAUGUUUGGUUUCCAUCUCUUUUUUUUUUCUUUUACUAGAG